Messenger RNA from Musa acuminata subsp. malaccensis (wild Malaysian banana), 2013 nucleotides. Its product is annotated as inositol-pentakisphosphate 2-kinase IPK1. The record is from RefSeq and is a predicted model, not a curated record. Gene Ontology annotation, cellular component: nucleus. Gene Ontology annotation, molecular function: inositol-1,3,4,5,6-pentakisphosphate 2-kinase activity; ATP binding. Lineage: Eukaryota; Viridiplantae; Streptophyta; Magnoliopsida; Zingiberales; Musaceae. Gene Ontology annotation, biological process: inositol phosphate biosynthetic process.
AGCCAGUUCAGAGAACCGAAACGAGGGACCCGUGUCCCCCCACCCCCCUCCUCCUCUGCGCCUCGGCCCGGCGGUGGAGCCUCCGGCUCUCCUUUCUCUCUCGCUCGUCUGUGUGUGUUUUCCCGUUGCUGAAUUUGCCGGAAUGAAGUAGCUGCUUCACCACGCCGGACAUCCCGCGGGGUCCCCAACACCUGCUAUUCCGUUGUGGAGUCUCGCGACCCCGCUUUCUCUCUGCGAUCUCGCCCACCAUGAGCCAUCUUCAGCAGAACUGGAUGUUGUAGUACUCAUAUCGAGGCAGUCCUAAGUCUGGAUACAUCGUAUUUCCACAUAGGAACAAAAGAUGUUGGUAAGAGCAGACGAUGCAAAGGAUUGGUUUUACAAAGGAGAAGGAGCUGCUAAUAUUGUCCUGGGCUACUGUGGCUCUUCCCUCUUUUUGGUGGGCAAGGUAUUACGGAUUCAAAAGGUUGCAAAGGGCGGAAGCCCGUCUCCAAAUGGAUGCUUGGUCCUAUCCGAUCAUGAAAGACUAAUGUGGAAAGACAUUGGUGAACUCGCCGAGUCCACUUCGAAAGAUGUUGCUGCUACAGCUUUUAUUGACCAUGUCAUGAGGAAUUUAUUGGACUCCAAGCAUAUAGACGCUGGGAUUCUUGUCCAUGUUUCUAAGGAAUUCUUGGAGGCUGUCGAGGGGAAUAUCAAGAGUCAACGUCCUCCAUGGAGGAUUGAUGCCUCCAAAAUUGAUGUCCUUUGCGAAUCUGCAUUUCUUAUUUCUGACCAUUCAAUCAUUAUUGGUACUCCGAAACAUGACUUCUGCAUUGCAGUAGAAAUAAAGCCAAAAUGUGGGUUUCUUCCAUCUUCAGAAUACAUAGCUGAGAAAAAUGCUGUUAAGAGGCAUGUAACACGAUUUAAAAUGCAUCAGUUCUUAAAACUUCAUCAGGGAGAGAUAUCACAAAUAAGUGGGUAUGAUCCGCUUGAUCUAUUCUCUGGAUUAAAAGAUAGAAUACAUCUGGCCAUCACUGCAUUGUUUGCAUCUCCUCAAAAUAAUUUCCGUAUAUUUUUGAAUGGCUGUCUUAUUUUUGGAGGAUUGGGAGGUAGCAUGGAUAAUACAGAUGUCCGAUCUCAUAAAUCAGGAGAAGCAAUUGCGGAUCUGAUCUCUGCAUGUGGCUUACAGUUAGGUAGCUUCCUUGAGCUUGUAGCAGAGGCAAUCUUCGGGUCCGGGAUUUUAGAUAGGCUUUUAGCAACUCAGCAGUUGGAUGUUCUUGACAUAGAAGGGGCUAUUCAUGUAUAUUACAAUAUUAUUUCUCGGCCUUGUGCGGUCUGCAAAAAUUCAAGUGAUGCAGAGCUUUUGCAUCAGUAUUCCUCGUUGCAUUCUCUGUCAUUGGACGACAGCCUGAAAAUUGUUAGGGAAUAUCUUAUAGCUGCUACCGCAAAGGAUUGCAGCCUGAUGAUCAGCUUUAGCCGCACAGCAGAUGGACGUAAUGCGUCUGAUUGUAAUUCUGUAGCUCUCAAAUCAUUGAAUCAAAGCUAUAAUUACAAGGCUUAUUUUAUUGACUUGGAUUUGAAACCUCUGGAGAAGAUGGCUUAUUACUAUAAAUUGGAUCAGAAGAUAGUCAAUUUCUACAAAAUGAAUGACAAAACGGAAGGAAAGCCGAGCAUUUCUGGAAGUGGAGGCCCACCUGGAGAAGCACUCGAUGCUAGUAGUUAAAAGUUACCUUGCAUGCGGCAGACGUGUGGAAGAAGAGGUAAACUUAAAGUUAUCUCCUGGAGGGAUUCGAUCAAUUCCAAUUACAGUUAUGAUCUAUUAUUUCCUGCUUGUCAACUCGUGAAUUCUGGGGGAAACAACUUGGUCAACUUUCAAUAUAUAUAUUUUUUAAUUUCCUUUUUUUUUUUUCCCUGAAUGAAUCUGAUCCUCUAGCAUAUGCUUAAAUAAUAAACGUGAGUUGUGUUGGUAAAUUUGACUGGGUGUAUUUGUCAUUGUGCUAUAUUAUCCAGAGAAGGAUAAAAAAAUGUUUCGAGUCA